This is a messenger RNA of Schistosoma spindalis, 1827 nucleotides long. The record is from the annotation of a GenBank genome assembly. NCBI's taxonomy places the organism in Eukaryota, Metazoa, Platyhelminthes, Trematoda, Strigeidida, Schistosomatidae.
AUGAUCUUAUCUGAUGAUGAUCUGAAUUUCACUUUUGAUGAAAUACAAAAAGAAUUAACUAAUUUAGGUGUAAUUGGUUUAAGUAAACAACAAUUAAUUCAUUUAAAAAAUGAUUUAGAUUUAUUAAUUAAUAAAGAGAAAUAUUCAUUACAUCAUUUCAAUCAACAACAACAACAACAGCAGCAGCAGCAGCAACAACAACCAUCUCAAUCAUUAACAACUAAUGGUAAUUCUAUGAAUAAUAAUAAUAACAAUGAUGAUGAUGAUGAUGAUGAUAUUUAUCAACAAAUUGAUGAUCAUUCUAAGAGAAUUGUAUCGUAUCCAUCGAAAUCUCCUGUCGUUUCCUCUUCUUGUUCUUGUUCUUGUUCUUCUUCUCCUCCUCCUCCAUCAUCGUCAUCAUCAUCAUGUUUUUCUUUGACAUCUGAGGACUUUACACAUUAUAAUAAUACAAACAAUCAUGAUUGUCAUAGCAUGAAUAAUCAAUUAAAGAAAUUCAAUGAUUCAAUGAAGUGUAAAUCUGAUGAUAGUUCUGUAUCGAAUGUCAUACAAUUAUCACCUAAACAUCAUCAUGAACAUGAUCAUUGUCUACAACAGAAACCAUAUUCUUCAACUGAUUCACAAAUAACAGUCUGUUUUUCAACAACUAAUGAGGCAAUGAAUAAUCUUGACACUACAUCGAUCUCAUCGUCAUUAUCAUCAACAACUCUAUUACUGAAUGAACCUGACAGUCAUUUUGAAGAGAAACAACAGAAACGUAAUCGCCAUCACCAUCACCAACAACACCACCACCAACGUCAACAGCAAAAACAAACCGUUCAGUCUGGGAAUGAAUUGACCUGUAGUAAACAAUCUGUAAAUUUUAAAUAUUCUGAUGCUAAUGGACAACUUAUUCAUUCUGAAUCUUCUAUGAAAAAUCUUGACUUCGAACACCGUCUAAAUAAUGAAUCAAUAUGUACACCAAUGAAAAUGAAAACAUUGUCAUCAACGGACAAAAACUACUGUCACCCGAAGUCUGUUUCUAAAGAUUCGUCUAAACAGUUGAGAAGAUCGUCUGUAUGUUUUCAUCACCAACAUCAACAGGCACGUGAUUCUCAUCAAUAUUUGCAUGAUGAUCAAGAAAUUCCGGAUAAAUUACAUGGAAAAUGUGAUUCGAUUAUUGAAAAGGUCAAUACACAUACUACAACAAAUGCAGAUCAACACAAUUUUCGUAAUAAUAAGUUGUUAGUAUCGAAUAAUAAAUUGGGAAAGACAUUAGGAUGUAAUAAAAUUGAUGAUGUUCUAAGUUCUAUUAAUUGUGAACGCCAAAAGUCGACUACUACUACUACCACGACGAAUUCUUCAAGAAGAUCGGCUCGAUUUCUAGAUAAUCCUGUUGAACAAGUUCAUAGUGUACCACAACAACAACGACGACCUAAAUCUGCACAAUAUUGUCAAAAACGAGAUGAUUGUUGUUGUUGUUGUUAUAAUGCUCGAUCAUUACAUUCUCAGAAUUUACAACGACCGGUAUCAGCUAAUGCACAUAGACCAAAACAAGAUCCAGUUACAAAAUAUCAUUCAUAUCAACGAAGCUGGUCGAUACAUUCUACACCCGGUGAAAAUGCACGACGUGUUCUACGUUGGAAUAUAAGAACAGCAAUGAUGCAUAGAGAAAUACCAUUAUUACAACGUAACUCAUCGGAAGUGAUUCGCCUUUUAGGUCCAUAUGCAUCAGCUUAUUUGGAACAAGAAAGACAGAGACGAAUUAAAGCUUUAAAACUUGAUUAUAUUCCACCAACUAAUAGACGUUAUAAUGAAUUACGUCAAAUGAUUCGUUCAUUAAUGGGAUAA